Molecule: messenger RNA, 1446 nt
Organism: Lagopus muta (rock ptarmigan)
Lineage: Eukaryota; Metazoa; Chordata; Aves; Galliformes; Phasianidae
Gene: GPA33
Product: glycoprotein A33
Exons: 7
Coding region: 136-999 (287 amino acids)
Cellular component (GO): plasma membrane
Source: RefSeq, a predicted model, not a curated record
AAGAGUAUGAGGAAGUGGACCUGUGAUGUCACUGUGCACUAGCCUUCAGCUAAAGCCAGUUUCUUCUCUAGCCACCUCCAGGUUAGAAGGAAGAGCACCCUGAGGUGAAAGGAGGGAGAAAGGAGGAGGACAGCAAUGAAAGGGCUUCAGCUGUUUGUUUGCAGUGCAGUUCUGGCGACUGCUUAUGCCCUCACUGUGGAAACACCUAUCAAGGAAGUACAGGUUGCGCGAGGGAACAACGCUACUCUCCGUUGUAAUUUUAAUACUAAUAUUGCCACCAACACAGGAGAUUUUGUUGUCUGGAAGAAAAUCCUCAGUGCGGAUGAUGCUGUCACUAGGUAUUUUGAUGGGCUUGUACAGUAUGGCAAGGGCUAUGAGAACCGAUUACAUUUUACUGGCGAUGUCAGCAGCGGAGACAUCAGCAUCACCAUCAAUGAAGUAACCAUGGAAGACAACGGGACAUACGUAUGCAGCGUCCGUCUACGGGAUGACCCCCCCCGGCAGUCUGCACUCACGAGUCUUUUCGUCCUCAUUGCACCAUCCAAGCCAGAAUGCAAGAUUGUGGGCACAGCGGAAUAUGGACAGACUAUCAAUCUAACCUGCUUCUCUCACGAGGGCUCCCCAAAACCCACAUACACCUGGCAAAGCUUCAGUGUACAAAACGAGCCCCGUGUACUAGAAACAACAAACGGAGAGCAAAUAACUCUGAAGAACAUCUCGGCAGACACCUCCGGCUUUUACAUCUGCACUUCAACAAACAGUGUGGGAAAGGAAUUUUGCAACAUGACAGUCAGCGUUGUCCCACCAUCCAUGAAUAUUGCCCUUUAUGCAGGCAUCGCUGGAGGAGUUCUUGCUGCAAUUUUAGUUAUUGGUAUUCUAGCCUACUGCUGCUGCUGUCGAGAUAACAAGGACUACGAGAAGACGGCAAGAGAAGAUGAACACAUGCAGAACAUACCUAUGGACACUCAGAGUGCAAAAGAUGCUUCUGAAGAAGAAUGAAGCAGGAAGCCAAUGCCAUCUUCAGGUUUUGCCGAGGAACAGACACUACUGUAGAAAAGAAAUACCUAUAUCUUGUCACAGGAAGUAUUUAGAAUAGCCAAGUAAAAACUAAUGGCUUUGUCUUGUAGUUUCUGAGGGGGGGGGGCUAAUAUUCUUGUUACCCUGGAAAGAUGUGCUUAACAUGCAAUGGGUAUUAAUAUUUAACCUCACAGUAGGAAAAUGCAUGUGAAGUGCUGUUCCACCCACUCAUCCAAAAAUAACCACUCUUCUCACCAUCCCACUUACUGUAAAGGAAGCCAGACAAGUCUAUUUGGAGAAAAGAGUUGCUAAUAUAUCCCUAGAUCCACAGAAGGUUUCAAGGGCACUGAUUUUAAGUUACAAGGAAGAGUGGUCAUACUUAUGGUGCUAUGCAAACAUCAGAGCUUGCAGCAUUGUCCAGUGCAGAAA